This is a messenger RNA of Acanthaster planci (crown-of-thorns starfish), 5326 nucleotides long. Its product is annotated as choline transporter-like protein 2. Gene Ontology annotation, biological process: transmembrane transport. Gene Ontology annotation, molecular function: transmembrane transporter activity. The record is from RefSeq and is a predicted model, not a curated record. Gene Ontology annotation, cellular component: membrane. NCBI's taxonomy places the organism in Eukaryota, Metazoa, Echinodermata, Asteroidea, Valvatida, Acanthasteridae.
GUCAUGCAUUCAGUGUGCACGACUCCUGUACUGUACACGAAGCACAGGCUGCGCAUGCAUACGGCGGACGGACGUUCGGUGAUGCGAACGGUACGGGCCGGUUAAUUCUAGCCCACAAAAAUCACUUGUCUCUUUUAAAUACCUGCUGUAAAAAGUGAACAUGGGUAAAGACAAGUACGAAGGAGAUAAUGAAAAUGCGGAUAGGAGUGAUGCCCCUCCACCGGGGAGAACAGAGUCCAAAAAGUUUGGAAAGUGCAAAAAGUACGAUCCAUCCUUCCACGGGCCAAUAGAAAACAGGAGCUGUACAGACAUAAUAUGCUGCAUCCUCUUCAUUGCAUUUUUUAUCGGCAUGAUUGUUGUUGGUGGUUUAGCGUGGUACCAAGGAGACCCUCUGACUCUCAUCUAUGCGACAGAUUCCAUGGGGAAUGUUUGUGGUCAGUCACCAGGAUAUGAAAAUAAGCCCAACCUGUUUUACUUUGAUCUGCUGGAGUGUUUCACUAAUCCGACAACUACCAUACUGGAGUUUGGAUGCCCCUCACCCAAGGUGUGUUUAGAGAUGUGUCCGUCCACAACCUUUGCUCCUUACACACUGUUGUUGGCAGGAAGCUUGCCUGUGUCCAUACCCAUCGGGGAUUCCUUGUGGGACAAGUUCAUCUGCCUGGAUAACUUUGACCCAAUGAUGGAGUACAACAAAGAUGGAGGACAGUACUCUGGUCCAGAAGGUUUGCAGAGGAUGUUUGAAGACAAGAAAUGUGCAGCUUAUUACAUUCAGAGCGAACCAUAUGCGGACAGAUGUAUCCCAGCAUUCCUGGUCAACAGCAACGCAUCGGCUGGCGACAUCCUGUCCCAGGGGCUGGACCUGAUCAGAAUGGUGGGCGGAGACAGCCUGACAAAUGACACCCUUGUCAGCAGGUUGCUGACGGCUGCUGAAAACUUCUUGGACCUGCGUUCCCUGCUGAGUGUGGUGUACCAAGACUUUGUGUCCUCAUGGUACAUCAUCUUAAUUGGCUUGUCGGUGGGCAUGGUUCUGGCCUUGCUGUGGAUCAUUAUCAUGCGUUGGCUGGCUGGCGUCCUGACCUGGCUCAGCAUCUUGGCUCUCUGGGCAAUCCUUGGUGCAGGAAUCUACUGUUGCUGGCAGCAGUACGUGUUUCUGGAGGAUGUGAAGUCCGGGAGCACGACCAUGUCGAUGUCGGGGAGCGGUACUCAGACCGGUGCCCUGAGCAGCAGCGACGUGUCGCUCUUCAUCUCCAGCCUGUCGGGCUUCCUGCGCCUGCAGACGACAUGGCUCGCAUUUGGUAUCGCUUUAUCCAUUCUUCUGCUAAUCAUUGUCCUGGUGACGCUGUGUUUGUGUAACCGCAUCCGCAUUGCUGUACAAUUGAUUAAGGAGUCUAGCAGGGCCGUGGGCUCCAUGUUGUCGACGUUGUUCUGGCCGAUCGUUCCCUUUCUCCUACAAGUCCUCAUCAUUGCCCUGUGGGCCACAAUCGCUGUUUUCUUGGCGACCUCCCACCAAGCCAAGUAUGUCGUGUACAAUGCGCCGUCAAAUUUUGCAUUGGCAAACGAUUCAGAUUGUAAGCCCGACGAUUUUCUGCCGGAUGGCAAGUACUUCAACAUGACAGCAUCCUGCAUGUUCGUGUCCUACAUGCUCCCCGCCUAUGUCACCUACUUGCAGUUCUACAACCUCUUUGGCCUCUUCUGGCUCACCGAGUUUGUGGCAGCCUUGGGCCAGGUCACCUUGGCCGGGGCCUUUGCCUCGUACUACUGGGCCUACCACAAGCCUCAGGACAUCCCCACACUGCCCUUGUGGGGUGGGUUCUACCGCGCUUUCAGGUAUCAUCUUGGCUCCAUCGCGUUUGGGGCUCUCAUCAUUGCAAUCAUUAAGAUAAUCCGAGUCCUGCUGGAGUACGCUGAAGUACAGCUUAAAAAAGGCAAGGAGAACAAGAUCGUCCUCUUCAUCCUGAAGUGUCUCAAGUGUUGCUUCUGGUGUCUGGAGAAGUUCAUGAAAUUCCUGAACAAGAACGCCUACAUCAUGAUUGCCAUUUACGGCAAGAAUUUCUGCCGCUCGGCACGGGAGGCAUUCUUCCUACUCAUGAGGAACAUCAUCAGGGUUGCUGUCAUCAAUAAGAUCACCGACUUCUUGAUCCUGCUGGGUAUCCUCUGCAUCACGGCCGGCGUCUCCGUAGCAGCAUUCUUCUUCUUUACCAACCAGAUCACCUGGGCGUCGAACAUCCUGGACGUGCCUGAUGUCAAUUACUACUGGAUCGUUAUCAUCGUGAUUGGGCUGGGCGUGUACGUCAUCGCCAAGUGCUUCUUCAACGUCUUCGACAUGGCGGUGGACACCCUCUUCCUCUGCUUCCUGGAGGACCUGGAGCGGCACGAUGGCUCGGCAGAGAAGCCCUACUACAUGUCCAAGGCCAUGAUGAAGAUCUGUGGCAAGAAGAACAAGUCCAAGCCCGUGACGGACAAUGAGGACGAGGACGAAUGCGAGUGGUAGGACCUCUUUGCAAAACACAGGCAGUGAUGUAACUACGGGGGCUACGUACCCCCCAACAAGGUCCAUUACCCCCCCAAGGUGCCUCUUCCCCAUCUGAAAGUCUGAAAUGUACACAACCUCAUGUACACUCCGUAGUUCAUCAACUUUGGGGUGCCCUCAGGGAAAAAUGUGUGUACCUUGGGUUCCCCCUUCAAGUAAAACCACUGAGAGCAAAAAUAAUUUCUUAGAAAAAAAAAAGUAACCGGCUAGUAGGCCACAGCAUAUUGCUCAUGACUGGUGCCGUGCUAAUUGUUUGCUCGGAAUCCAUGUCGCGUCAGUCCAAGUAGGGAGUAUUUUUGUUGGAUAUGUCCUUUUUGUCCUAAAGUUAGGGCUCAAGCUGACUUUUCUUAAUUGUUCUUGGAAGCAAGUGUUUUACACAUUGGUUUGUUUUAUUUAAAAAGAGCUUCUGUACUGUUUUUAGGCUUGUUUGUAACAGGAUUUUUGAGUCAGGAGCCUUGUUUUUGUUUUGCUUGGAACUCGUUCAAAGGGAUGGGGGACAUAGGUAGAGAACUGUUUACAUGUAUAUGUUGGAUAUAUUGGCCACUUAUCAUUUUGCUGUAAAAAUUGUAGUUUGUAAACAUGUGUAUUUGUAUUGUUUUGUGUUGAGCAAUGAGUAGAUUGUAAGUUCUUUUAACAGUAUGACUUUUUUAGUCAAAGGUGUCUAUUUUUAUAUCACGUAAUUUAAAUUUGGUAUUUUUCACAGUUAAUUCGUAUGGGUUUACGGUGGGAGGAAAUUUUUUAAAAGGAGACGAAAUUCUUUUGGGUGAUUUGGGUGAUCUGUGCACUACAGAUGUUGGAAAUCUGAAAUGUCAUCAUGGAUUCACCAAAAUCUUUAAAUGAAACAAUCAAUUGAAAUCAGUUGAAAUUCCUCUCCAACUGUAAAAGUAUCAGGUUAUUAUGUAACAUAUUUGAACAUCUUUCUUGCUGUUUUACAUGGAACUGUUGACAUAUUCCUGAUUCUAAAACUGGCAUUUCUAACGUUCAUGCAAUGGUAUUUUUCAACCUUUUGAGCUUGUAAAGAACAUUUCAGCAUUCUGUCUCCUUCCUUGAGGCAAAAUGAAAACCUGCCAUAACACGUCUUUAAUGUUUCAUUCUGGAAGAUAGUACCUGAAAAAGGCGUUCUCAGAUAGCAGGAAUAAUAUAUUUGCAGUGCUUUCAUUCAUUAUCAGAAUGUCUGUAAAUUCAGCAAUUAGGCAUUGUUGGUGUAGAAAUGCAUGCAUUUUGAGCUGAGAAGAAUCUGUCAAACUUUCCUUAAGUACAAAAAUGUGAGUGCAAACUGAAUGUAGAGAAUUUUAGCUCAGGUGAAUGGGUGACGUGAGGCAGUUUGGAAAGGCGUUUUUUUUUUAUCAAUGCCGGGAGGGAGUGUGUCAUGUAACCAUUACCACGUAAUUGCCUGUAUUUUAACACUGAUAUCUGUUGUGUAUGGCAGUUGGUCAGUUCAAUUCAAUACAUGUACCUGAGAAUGAAAUUCGCAAUAAGAAAAAUUGCCUCGGCUGAAAUUAGGGAAGGAUGACCAACUGUUGUGAACAUUCAUCAAGUAUCGUGCAAUUCAAGCACAUUUUUUCCUUAUUUGACUUGCUUUGCACUUUCAUGUUUACUCUUGGGUAAAUUUCUGGGGAUGUCUGUUGCAUCAAGUAAACCACUUCACUUUUCAUGGGAAAAAUUUCUCCACCCCUGAAAACCCAUCAUAUGCCCACAAAUCUCAUAAACAUCCAUAAGGUGAUCUUAAAAGUGUUGAUUUGAGAUGUAUGUUGCUCUCUGUUGUGCUCCAGGCUUGACUAUUGCCUCUCUAUCAAAAUCCAAGUCAGAAAGCAACCAACAAUUUCCAGCAAAACCCUUCUAACUCUUCCAUCCCCCAACUGAUCCCACCAGAAACCUUAUCUUCACUAGAAGAUAUCAGUGGAGCGAUUGCUUACUCUACCAAGAUCUAUCAGAAACUCCAGAACUGAACUAGCUUCCUACCAUUAUGCACUUAUUCUUGAGUAAAUCAGGGGAAUUUCAAUGCAAUGUAAUUACCGUUUUUGUCAAUUUCUGUGUCGUAUGGCGGUAGCGUUUGUCUCUGUAGAUUGUUAACAAAGGGUUCAAGAAAGGCUGAUGUUUUAUCAUUUUGUGUUGCGUAUUUCAAUCACACAUGUACAUGUAUUUGUCAAUGUUCUCAGGUGUUUAAAUACAAUAUCGUAUGUGGAGCCAGUUUAUACAUACCAACUCGUGCCUUUGCCAAUGCAUGCUUUUGUCAACCCUUAAAAAAUCCUCAGAAUUUACUCCGUUAUUUGUGCUUCAGCAGACACCAGAUAUUUAGGCUGCAUUUUCCGAUUUUUUUUUUGUUCCACUAUUUCAUGCUUUUUAUCCUUGGAUUAUAGAAACAAAUUGUUGACAAAAAUGAAGGCGACUUGUACUAAUUAAAACUCUGGAAAGUUCCAUGCACUCAGUUAUACCGUAUUUGUGUUUAGUCUUCUUCAAAGACAUGUUAAAAACCAGACAGAUCUUGUAUCAAAUUCAUCCCAAAUUGCGUGGGAUUUCAGUAUCAUCAGUGGCAAUAAACAUUUCCAAUUAGCAAAGCUGCGAGUGAGCACUGGCAGAGAUGGCCUUUUCCCCCGUAUGUAAUCAAAUCUAUAUUUUCACAUUUCGUAUAAUCUAUGUAUAUUUUAGUCAAUCCAAUCUGUCUAUAUCAUAUGCUGUAGCACCAGUGUCGUCUGUGUAUUUUGUGAUCGGCUUUUUAAAUUUCAGUACUUAAAAAUGUCUUCUGUUCUCACAGAUAUUUAUAAAUAUGAACAAUAAAGCAACGAAAACUUCAAA